This is a messenger RNA of Symbiodinium pilosum, 493 nucleotides long. The record is from the annotation of a GenBank genome assembly. NCBI's taxonomy places the organism in Eukaryota, Dinophyceae, Suessiales, Symbiodiniaceae.
GUCAAAGUCCUCGAAAGCCGCUCCAUCCUGGGCGGCCGGGCACGAAGUUGGGUUGAUGGCGUCACGCGCGAUCCAGUCCACAUCGGUCCUCAUGUUGUGGUUUCGGAAUAUCCCAACUUCUUCAAACUGCUGGCAAAGUUGAAGACUCUCGACAAGAUCGUUUGGCAGCCUUGGCGUCACUUUGUUACCUUUGUGCGAGGGGAGGAAGACUACCACAUCAGGACCAGGACGCUGCCCGCCCCGGCGUCCUGGGGGCCGGCAUCCAUCUUGGAUCCGUUUGUGACCUGGGCAGACAAGCACUCAACAGUUCCAGCCGCUGUGCACUGCUUGAGCCUUGAGGAAGACGAACUAAUGAAGUUGGAUGAUCAGUCUGGCGCUGAGUUUCUCCGAGGCCUUGGCGUCUCUGAGGACUACAUUCGGCACUUCUGGGGGUUUCUAUCGCAUGCUAUCCUCAACGUUCCCGUGGAGGAGGUGUCCGCCACUGCGCUUGUGC